Molecule: messenger RNA, 1602 nt
Organism: Moesziomyces antarcticus
Lineage: Eukaryota; Fungi; Basidiomycota; Ustilaginomycetes; Ustilaginales; Ustilaginaceae
Product: PALP-domain-containing protein
Exons: 2
Coding region: 1-1602 (533 amino acids)
Cellular component (GO): cytoplasm
Molecular function (GO): cysteine synthase activity
Source: RefSeq, a predicted model, not a curated record
AUGUCGAGUCUGGGCGCGCGCGCGUCCGCUUCCGCAAGCACCAGCAAACUCGCGCACAUUCCCGGAUGGAGCGUCAUUACGCGCUACUCGCGCUCGCACCGCAAAUCCACCUUCCUCAUCGGCGUCUUUACGGGCCUCGUACUCGGGCUCGGCUCGAUCACCUCGGUCUUUUUCCUCGCCGAGCGUCGCGAACGUCGACGUCGGCGCCGCAAACUACGAUCGUACGGACUCGAUGAAGAAGACGAGGAGGAGCGCCGGCGUCGCGAGCUGCGCGGUCGGGACCCCAUCCAGAUCCGCUCGGGCCAGGUGGUGCGUGGCGUCGAGGGUCUCAUCGGCAAUACGCCGCUCAUGCGCAUCAACAGUCUGUCCGACGCCACGGGGUGCGAGAUUCUGGGAAAGGCAGAGUUCCUCAACCCCGCCGGGUCGCCCAAGGACCGCGUGGCGCUGCAGAUCCUGCGCGAUGCAGAGGACGAGGGGCUGCUCUACCCGCACACGGGCAGCUGCAUCUUCGAGGGCACCGUGGGCAGCACCGGGAUCUCGCUCGCAACGCUCGCGCGCGCAAAGGGAUAUCGAUGCAGCAUUGUCAUUCCGGACGAUGUGGCGAGGGAAAAGGUGGAGCUGCUCACCAAGUUGGGAGCGGAGAUCCAGUCGGUGCGGCCGAGGGGCAUUGUGGAUCCGCGCCACUUUGUCAACGAGGCGCGCGCGCGCGCCGAAGCGUUUGGCGACGUUGAACUCAUCGGACCACACCCCACGGGCUUCGGCUCGUCGGGACAGGCAGGCUCUGACGGGGGGCAGGGUGAAGAGUACGUGCACCGUGACGACCUUGUAGUUUCGUCUCGGCGUCCUGCGGGGGAUGUGGAUGCAGAUGCGCCCGAGAUGGUGUCGGAAAACCAGCCGCGCGGAUUCUUUGCAGACCAGUUCGAGAACCCGUCCAACUUUUGGGCGCACUACAACGGCACGGGCCCCGAGAUCUGGCGGCAGACAGGGGGGCUCAUUGAUGCCUUUGUCGCCGGCGCGGGCACGGGCGGGACGCUCUCGGGCUGCGCAGCGUAUCUCAAGCGCGUCUCGUGCGAUCCAGACGAGUCGAUGCGUGGAGGCGGCUUCAUCACACGCCCAGGCUCGGCUCAGGAAGUCCAAGUGGUGCUCGCAGACCCGCAGGGGAGUGGGCUGUACAACAAGGUCAAGUACGGCGUCAUGUACAGUCCGACCGAAGCCGAGGGCAAGCGCAGAAGGCAUCAGGUCGAUUCCGUCGUAGAGGGCAUUGGCAUCAACCGUGUUACGCGCAACCUCCAGAUGGGCCUCCAGUGCAUUGACGACGCAGAGCGCGUUUCCGACGACGAGGCGGCACGAAUGGGCAGAUACCUCAUCCUGAAUGACGGGCUGUUUUUGGGUUCAUCGUCGGCAGUCAACUGCGUCGCGGCGGUGCGCACGGCGCUCAAGCUCAAGCGCGAGCGCGGUGGCGAUCCGUCUCCGGUGGUGGUGACGAUUCUGUGCGACUCGGGCGCGCGCCAUGUGUCCAAGUUUCACGACGAUGAUGCGCUCGUGCGUCUGGGUGUCACCGAUGCCGGCAGUGCCGACAUCUCGGACAUUCUCGAUUCCUAA